CUAAGACCAACGUGGGUUGGGACCAUUACUUCAAGUUCUAUAAGAACCCAUCACAAACCACAAUUCUAAAAUCAAGUCUUUCAUACACAACUCAACUACCUUUUCAUUUCCUAAGAGUUUGAACAUUAGUUGACUCUAAAAAAUGAAGAUGGGUGCUAUUGGAGGCUCUAAAAGAAGGCUAUCAUCAUCAUCUAGUAGAGGACUUGGAGGAGUCCUUAAGGAGCAAAGGGCUAGGCUAUACAUAAUAAGAAGGUGUGUGGUCAUGCUUCUAUGUUGGCAUGAGUAAUUGAAAGUACACAUGUGUUUGGUAAACACUAAAAUCGCGGCGAAAAAUCACAGUGGAUCAGAAGCUACACAUUGGAACUUCUAAAAUUCGCAUUGAGAGUGCUUUGAACUCGUGGUAGCAGUGUCCACCGUUCAACCAAACACAUG
Medicago truncatula (barrel medic) is the source of this 432-nucleotide messenger RNA. RefSeq lists its product as uncharacterized. Bases 143 to 286 code for a protein of 47 amino acids. The record is from RefSeq and is a predicted model, not a curated record. The transcript has a single exon. NCBI's taxonomy places the organism in Eukaryota, Viridiplantae, Streptophyta, Magnoliopsida, Fabales, Fabaceae. Gene Ontology annotation, biological process: negative regulation of cell population proliferation.